UGCCCUUUGCGAAAGAAAUUGCAAACGAAAGUCAUCAUCAUCACAUAAAAAUCGCAAAUUGCUGUCCUUCAUUCCUUCAAGUGUCUUUAAUUUAAGCAAAAAACCCGUCAAAAAGCCUCGUCUCUCACAAAAAUGAGUUUUGCCUGGACAAAAGCGCAAAAACUCGCGACAAUCGCAACCGGUGUGUUUUCGGGCUUUGCCACCUACUACAUCGUCGAUCAACGACAAAUUCGUGCCCAUGCUUCGUGGACGACAAAUUGGAAGCCCUCGGAUUGCGGCAAAUGGGACGACAACUGGGACCAUCGCGAUCCCAAAAGUCUCGUAAAACCGCUGAAGGAGAAUGCCGACGCCGAGGCCCAAAAGCAUUACGAGGAAAAAUUGGCAAAACUGAAACCGAAAGCUGUUCGUCACAUCAUCAUGAUUCGACACGGGCAGUAUUACUUGAAUGGCAAAACGGAUGCCGAACGGGUUUUGUCCCCAAUGGGGAAGGAACAGGCGACUUUUACGGGCGCCCGUUUGAACAGCUUGACAAUUCCGUGGGAUUCGAUGAUUAUGAGUACAAUGACGAGGGCACAGCAGACCGGGGAGUUGAUUGCGAAGGAGUUGGGACAAAAUAUCCCGAUCGAGCAUUGUUCCUUGAUUGAAGAAGGGGCACCGAUUCCGCCUGAACCUGCUGUUGGGCAUUGGAGACCCGAACCUCAGCAGUUUUUCCAAGAUGGCGCCCGUAUCGAAGCCGCCUUCAGGAAAUAUUUCCAUCGAGCAGAGCCCGAACAGCAAGUCGAUAGUUACACUUUGAUGGUGUGCCAUGCAAAUGUCAUCCGGUAUUUCGUGUGUCGCGCUUUGCAAUUUCCGCCCGAAGCUUGGCUCAGAUUAUCUUUAAAUCACGCCUCCAUUACUUGGGUCUCCAUCACAGCGACAGGUCGCGUAAUUUUACGAACGUUUGGCGACUCGGGACACAUUCCGCCUGCCUUUGUCUCAUCCAGCAAUGUAAAUAAAUAAGCUACAGGAACAAAAAAAAAGUACAGAAACUGUGAAAAAAUUAAUGAAAUAAAAAAAAUA
Messenger RNA from Culicoides brevitarsis, 1059 nucleotides. RefSeq names its product serine/threonine-protein phosphatase Pgam5, mitochondrial (gene Pgam5). Lineage: Eukaryota; Metazoa; Arthropoda; Insecta; Diptera; Ceratopogonidae. The coding region runs from base 133 to 999 and encodes 288 amino acids. Gene Ontology annotation, cellular component: mitochondrion. Gene Ontology annotation, molecular function: protein serine/threonine phosphatase activity. The transcript has 2 exons. Gene Ontology annotation, biological process: peptidyl-threonine dephosphorylation; positive regulation of mitochondrial fission. The record is from RefSeq and is a predicted model, not a curated record.